AUGGGUGUGGCGGUGAGCCGAUGCGUUGCGCCCGAGCUGCCCUUCAAGGGCCGCUCGCUGAUCGACUGGCUGAACGGCGCGGGCCGGCGUGCGGUCGCGCCCGACCCCGUGGAGGGCGCGGCCGGCGGCGCGUCGCCACCCGACCCGGCCGCAAUCGAGGCGACUGGCGGGGCGCUACCGCGCAUCGAACUUGGCGGCGGCUGGAGUCGUGUGUAUGACCUGGCCAAUGUGCGCUACGUGACGGACGUCGACUCGGGCCGGAUGCAGGUGCUCGUGCCUGAGGUGCUGCUUGGGCCGGGCCGCGGGCGCCGCGUGCGACACGUCGUCUGCGGUAUAAAAUGCCCCGUGUGCAACAAGUUUGUGCUGCCGGACGAUGUAGAGUGUCACAUUGUGAUGUGCCUCACGAAGCCACGGAUCAGCUACAAUGAGGACGUGCUGACCGAGGACAAGGGCGAGUGUGUCAUCUGCCUGGAGGAACUGGAGCAGGGGCAGACGAUCGCCCGGCUUCCCUGCCUCUGCAUAUACCACAAGAGGUGCAUUGACGACUGGUUCAAGGUGAACCGAACAUGCCCCGAACACCCUGGCGACUGACCGCCGGCCGCCGAUCUGUGACCUGUGACCUGUGACCUGUGCUGACCUUUGGCGGGCACGAGCCUUCAGGUGGCACACAGCCCCGGCGGUGUGUGGACUUCUAAGCUGUGCCGCCGCUAACGUCUGCCAGUGAUCGCCAAAUCGAAGGGCAUUGUCGGAAUGUGGCGUGGGCUUUAUCGAGGCUGUUUUGUACGUCGCCUUGCGUGAAGUUUGUCGUUGAGCGGGCGAGCUUGUGAAGAAGCGGCUGAUGCUGGGGAAGGAACUGCUUAUUUGUUAACUUUCGGGAAAUUCGCAGAUUAGUAGAAUACGCCGCGUGACUAUGGGAGGCAACUGCACGGCCGUUGUCGCCACUCAACCGUCCAGAAGAGAGGCGUUUUCUUCGCGAAUCGAACCGUUAAACUCUCCGAAAUAUUGAAGUUGCGGGUAAAAUUGUUCUUGGUUGCCAUUGUCGACCAUGCGAGCCAAAUGGAGUUUCACGGCGUCCGACCUUGAGCUUUCUCGCGCGGAAAGACGCGGCGCACGGUCGCCCUGUGGGGCGCCGGCCGUCUGAUCUCGCGGCCACGAAGGUAGCGGCGGCGCGUGCUGCGGUGACCGGCUCCCGCUGGCUCCGCACACCUUGCUGUGGACACAUGGCAGUGGAAGACAUCGCCGGGUGCCAGCAGUGCCGAGGGAUCGAUGUGAUACGCGCGGGGCUUCGUCCCCGUGUGCGCCCACGCGCCGCCCGACCCCGUUGACGUCAGAGACUAUUUUGUACAGGGCAAUAAGGAGUGGGCCCGCGCGCUGCGCCGCGCCGGCUAGCCGGUGCCGCCGUGCGUUCGCCACCGGGCAGUGCCGGCGUAUGGUGGGCUCAAAUCGGUCUGUUUAGCCGCCGCGUAGGUUUUAGUACUGCAUAUUACGCAUAAUAUUUUGAGCUGGCUCGUGAGACUGAGACGCUGGCGGCAUAGGCGAAAGCCAGGCCACGGAGCGUGCCGUGCCGGUGGCAGCGGAUUGGGCGCGGGGUCGGCAGUGGAGGGUGCUGCCUGGAGCCUGACCGCCGAUCUUGUGUGUGUG
Messenger RNA from Pollicipes pollicipes, 1641 nucleotides. Its product is annotated as E3 ubiquitin-protein ligase ZNRF2. The record is from RefSeq and is a predicted model, not a curated record. Bases 1 to 591 code for a protein of 196 amino acids. The transcript has 4 exons. Gene Ontology annotation, molecular function: ubiquitin protein ligase activity. Gene Ontology annotation, cellular component: cytoplasm; membrane; intracellular membrane-bounded organelle. Gene Ontology annotation, biological process: proteasome-mediated ubiquitin-dependent protein catabolic process; protein K48-linked ubiquitination. NCBI's taxonomy places the organism in Eukaryota, Metazoa, Arthropoda, Thecostraca, Pollicipedomorpha, Pollicipedidae.